CUGUUAUUUACCUUCUUCAGCAGCACUGUAGAACACUGGAGGUCAGAGGCGAUACAAUGGCAAAACAAAGAUUAUUGAAUUUCACAGGAUUAUCGGAUACCUGACCGUUUCAUUUUUUUUAUUAAAGUGUUAGCGUGUUUCUGUCGCCGUCCGUGAAGUUUAUUUUACUGCUUACAUGUCGCAGGGUGUCCGUGUAGCCGUAAACAAACAAACAUGAGUGUCGCCGUUUCUAGACACAGAGACGCUGCAGUCGCGUCAGACUCCACGAGCUCAUCUGUCUCCAUAACAGCAAGCUUCACGCGAAUCUUUAAACACAUCCGAUAUGAAAAUCUUGCUGCUGGAUUGAGUGGAGGUGUUAUUUCAACUUUGGUGCUACAUCCUCUGGAUCUGGUCAAAAUAAGGUUCGCUGUUAGUGAUGGUCUGAAAAUGCGACCCCAGUACGAUGGCAUGAUGCACUGCAUGAAGACCAUCUGGAAGCUGGAAGGGAUCAGAGGCCUCUAUCAGGGCGUCACCCCCAACAUAUGGGGGGCUGGUGCAUCAUGGGGCUUGUACUUCCUCUUUUAUAAUGCUAUUAAAGCAUACAAGCAGGAGGGGCGGCAAACAGAGCUGAGCGCUGGCGAGCACCUGGUGUCUGCGGCGCAGGCAGGCAUUCUGGCGCUUUGCUUUACCAACCCGGUCUGGGUGACAAAGACCCGGAUGGUGCUGCAGUACAAUGCAGACCCGUCCCGGAAGCAGUACAAUGGAAUGAUGGACGCCCUCGUGAAAAUAUACCGUCACGAGGGUAUCCCGGGACUAUACAGGGGCUUUUUGCCUGGUCUGGUUGGGACUUCCCAUGCUGCAUUGCAGUUCAUGACCUAUGAGGGCCUGAAGAGGGAGCAGAAUAAAUAUAAAAAGAUGCCAUCUGAAUCGCUGCUGUCUCCAUUAGAGUACAUUACCAUAGCAGCCGUUUCCAAAAUAUUUGCAGUGGCAGUGACGUACCCGUACCAGGUUGUGCGCGCUCGUCUGCAGGACCAGCACAAUACCUACAGCGGGAUUGCGGAUGUGAUCAAGAGAACGUGGAGCAACGAAGGAGUCGAGGGGUUUUACAAAGGGAUGGUCCCCAACUUGGUGCGUGUCAUUCCGGCAUGCUGCAUCACCUUCCUGGUCUUUGAAAAUGUGUCACGCUUGCUGUUGGGCGAGUACCCCUAAACAUUCAGGACACACACACACACACACACACACAAUAAUGGACCAAAACAAAAAAUGGCAGGACAUAUGUAAGUGUGCUGAAGAAUAACAGGAAUAUGAAUCAUUUUCUGUUUAUCUCUUUACUCAAUGUGCAGAUUAAGCGUGUUAGAAGAAGAUGAGGUUCAUGUAUAUAAGAUUGAGGUUAAUGAUGUAUUGUUGAUGUUUGCGUGUAUUAAGAGACUGAUUCGGUGUAAUCAUAAAAUAAUAUAAGACAUCCAUGAAAUUUUCUCUCGGAGUACAACAAAAGUGAUUUGUACAAACCCCACAAUUUUAAGUUGUCAGGUCGAUGCGAGGAAUGUGUCAUGGAAAACUGGAUUCAAGCCAUCAGACACCAAUCCAACCAAAAUAGUCGAUGUUUGUCUUUUUUUAAAUUGCUGCUUUAUUUGUGGACUUGAGCUAUGUGAGCGAAUGAAAUCUUCACUGGCUGGUUAGCCCAGCCCAGGACAAGACUGACUGGGCAUGCUCAGGAAAUGAUGUAAUGCUUAAGGGUAAUAGCACACAGGCCUGAGAGAAACUGAUACCUUACUGGAGGACUGGCAUAUUUUAACCAGAUGUUUGUGGAUGACAUCAGAAUAAGAGAAAUAUUAUGAGCGAAUGAAGAACUGUGAUAGGAGUCCAACAAAUGUAUUGUAUGUAAAGUGUGUGCUAUUGUGAGUAACGCACAAAGAGGAGCUUGUAUAUGUAUAAGGCAUUUUUUACACAUCUAAUUAAAGUAUAUAUAUGUAACAGA
This is a messenger RNA of Misgurnus anguillicaudatus (oriental weatherfish), 1957 nucleotides long. RefSeq names its product solute carrier family 25 member 32a (gene slc25a32a). NCBI's taxonomy places the organism in Eukaryota, Metazoa, Chordata, Actinopteri, Cypriniformes, Cobitidae. The record is from RefSeq and is a predicted model, not a curated record. Gene Ontology annotation, biological process: transmembrane transport; nucleotide transport.